Molecule: messenger RNA, 3353 nt
Organism: Scatophagus argus
Lineage: Eukaryota; Metazoa; Chordata; Actinopteri; Scatophagidae
Gene: cadm2b
Product: cell adhesion molecule 2b
Exons: 10
Coding region: 293-1492 (399 amino acids)
Source: RefSeq, a predicted model, not a curated record
CUCUCUGCAGCGAGUCAAAGAGAAAGGCAAUAAAGGGAGGCAGGAGCUGCACUUUGCCGACGAGCAUCUCUGCCGUCCUGCUACACUACAGUAAUCACUGCCCCGCUCGGAUCUGCGAAAAAUACACACGGACUUCUCUGGAAAAAAGGCAGAGUUCAUCCAUGUAACUCGGGUCAGUCCGAAACUGCGCCGUGUACCUGGAUAAGUCCAUCCCGACGAGAAGAGAGAGAAAAAGACAGAGACAGCCGCGAGUGGAGUGUCGACGUAACAUUGUGAAGGCAAAGAGAAGAAUAUGAUUGUCAAGCAGCACUUGAUCUUCAUCCUUUACAGCCUCUGUGCAAACGUCUAUAAAGUGGCUGGGACAAAAAGCAAAGCGAAAGGUAGCCAAGGUCAGUUCCCCAUAACUCAGAAUGUGACGGUGGUGGAGGGCGCCACAGCCAACAUGACCUGUCGUGUGGAUUACAAUGAUAACACUUCCCUCCAGUGGUCAAACCCUGCACAACAGACCUUAUUCUUUGGGGACAAGAAAGCUCUGAGGGACCACAGAAUCGAGCUGGUGCGAGCCUCGUGGCAGGAGCUCACCAUCAGAAUCAGUGACGUCAGCCUGUCAGACGAGGGCCAGUACACCUGCUCGCUCUUCACCAUGCCUGUCAAGACCACCAAGGCCUUUCUCACUGUUCUGGGAGUGCCAGGACGACCAGAGAUCACGGGAUUCACCAAGCCUGCCAUGGAAGGGGACGUAAUCACCCUGACGUGCACCACAACGGGCAGCAAACCAGCUGCCAGCAUCCGGUGGUUCCGAAAUGACAAGGAGGUCCAAGGUAAUACGAAAGUGAAUGCCACAGGAAAAUCAUUCACAGUGAAAAGCAGCCUCCAGUUCCAGGUGGACAGGCAGGAUGAUGGCAUCGCCUACACCUGCAGCGUGGAGCACGUGUCUCUGCCCAACCCUUACAUGACAACCGAGGUCCUGGAGGUCCACUAUGCUCCCCAUCUGGAGAUCACACAUUCGCUGAUUAUUCCACAGGAAGGGCAAUACUUUAAAUUGGAGUGUGUUUCCAUAGGCAACCCAAUACCUGAACCGGUGCUGUGGUCUAAAGAUGGAGGAGAGCUGCCAGACAUCGAGCGUAUGAUUGUGGAGGGCAGGGAACUAACCAUCACCACACUAAACAAAACAGACAAUGGCACAUACCGCUGUGAGGCCAGCAACCAUCUGGGGACCAGCAGUGCUGAAUAUGUACUGUUUGUAUAUGAUCCGAAUGCUUUAGGACAACAUGGACCUGACCAUGCUUUAAUCGGCGGUGUCGUUGCUGUCGUGGUCUUCAUUACCUUGUGUCUGAUAAUAGUUCUUGGACGAUAUCUGGCCAGACAUAAAGGGACGUAUCUAACACAUGAGGCCAAAGGAGCAGAGGACGCCCCCGAUGCAGACACAGCCAUCAUCAACGCUGAGGGAAACCACGUGCAUGCAGAGGAAAAAAAAGAGUACUUCAUCUAGACUUCUGUUACUCUUUUCCUUCGUUUCAUGACAACUUCUGACAGCAGACAUGCAAUUAUAAGCUGCCUCGGCGUUACUACAUGACCUGUUUUGCUUUAUUCUUUUGUCUUCUCCAGAAAGCUCAUGCUUGGAUAUGCUUGUUUUCAAAGCAUUUGCUGAUAAUAUAGCCUUCUCCUUUUGUAAUCAGUGUGAACCAUGUACAACUGAAUUAUUUCUGUUUUACGGUGCCUAAAUGCUGUACAUUUUUCUGCAUUUCUUUCAUCGCUUGCAAUAACUUUUAUCCUCUACUCUCUCUUAAUUCACCUGGUAUACAACUUUUUGCAAAUUUUUUUUAAAACUCAGAAGAGACAAGAAAUGUGCAUCAACUCAAGUUAGAGUCAAGUUUUAGGUUUUUCAAGCUGUUUCAGACUGAGCAGAAUAUAUUAAAUACAUCAGUUCAUCAGACAUUAACAUCAGAAGACUCUUCUUAGGGAUUAAACAGUGGUGUUGGAUGUUGCCUGGAGUUUAACCUACUGUGGCCACACCACACACACUCAAAAAUCAUAAAAUAGACCAGACACUUUGACAAAAGAAAACAUAACAGCAAAGUCUAUCUGAUUGUUUCUGGAUGAAAUUAACUCCCUCUUAGCACUGUCUGUAUAUUUCUGCAUUGAUUUUUUUUUUGUUUGUUUUUUUAAGGGGGGGGGGGAUUUUUUUGUCUGCUCAUGCAGUUAAGUUGUACCAACAGAGAACAAGUUAGAAAAUUAAAGCACAAAGUCAGAAGACUAACAUGGAGGGAAAACACAUCAACUGUUUCUUGUCUCAGGAUUCAAUUUGAGUCUAGAAGGAGAGAUGAUGGCAGGCAUGUGAUGGGGAUUUCAGUACAGUUGCAGAUAUCAUAAUGGAUGAGGAACUUAAAUUUUGGCUGGUGAUUUAAUAUUAGAUCCAAACUGAAUGAUUGGAACCUUGUGUGGGUUCAUUAUUUAUGUUGAAUUUUAUUGAACAACUAUGCUCAGUGUGUGGAUAUUGCUGUAACAUACUUUGCUAAUGUGACUACUGGUGAACAAUACUGUUGAAUCUCGGGAUCCCUGACACGUUACAAUUUGUAUAUUAGCAUAUACAGUAUUUAAAUUAUUCCUCAAGUCUUAAUGUUUUGUUUUUUUUCCAUUUAUCAAACAAGAUGUUGUUUUGCCAGAUGGCUUGUAAAUAGUGUGUAAUUAUUCAGUUUUAGUAAAGGAUAAAACACUAGAAAUAGCUUUCAAUUUUAGGUUGUAUCAGUUCCCAUCACUUUGAUGAGAUUGUUUUCACACUUAACUGAGAUUUUUUCAAACAGGGAUUCUAAUGAAUUGCUUAAAAUGUAGAAAAAAAAAGAAAAAAAGGAAAAAAAUCUGGUCAAAAUAUAUGUAUUUAUUAUUAUGAUUGAUUGACAUUUAUUAUAUAAUACUCUGUUGAUUGAUAUUAUUGCUGUUACUAAAGUAGUUGUCUGACAUUAACUUUUCCAUUUUUUAAUUCUGUGACUUAUCAUAAAAAAAAAAUGACACAAGGAUCACCGUUAUGGCCUUUGAGUUUGCUGCAAACAGUUCUAAUGACAUGUUCAGGCAUUGGUGAAUCAGACAUCCCCUCACUGUAUAUAGUCACUGUAUCAAAGACAUUGAACCACAUUGCCAAUGCUCAUACAUGUUAUUUUGUUAGUUCACUAUGAUGCUAUAAAUAACUCAUUUUGUACAAAGUUUUAAUCGCUGUAAUUAUUUUGCUUUUUAUGGGGGAUGUGUGAGGUUUGCUUUUUUCUCAGUAUUGAUAUUCAUUUUUCAACUAUGCCACUGUAAAAAAAAAAAUUAAAAAAGAGAGACAAAGUGCGGAUUAAAAUAUGAACAAUUUGAAA